UGCGCUAGCCACGGCUAGCCGCUAGCCAAGCACAUUGUUUUGCAGAUGGGCCGCAUUGUCAUUCAAUUGUUGAAGUUAUGUUCGCUCUUACUUUAAAAACAGGCCAAUGUCAACCCGCACAAACUCUGUACGACAGCACCGCAAGCUCCCCGUGACUCCGCAUCGAAUUUUGCAUCUCUUGUACCCAUGUGAUCACUGUCAAUGGUCGCCCAAGUUUGUGCCCGCAACAGGUUCCUGACAGUAGCCGUCUGCUUCAUCGUCGCGUGGCUCGUGGUGCAGUUGAUAACCACGCAGCAAUGUCUCAACCAAAGCCAAACGUACGCGGUCUCGGAAAGCUGGAAGCACUCCUGCCUACGGAAAAUCGUCGACAGCUUAGUGUCGUCAGCCGUUCAUUCAGACUGCAUAGCGGCGGUCGAGAAGCUCGCAGAUGGUCAGCGGCAGCGGGUAAUUUAUGCAGUAACGCCUACGUACGCACGUCCGGUACAAGAAGCCGAGCUGACGCGGCUUUGUCAUACAUUUCGUCUGGUGCCGUACUUGCACUGGAUCGUCGUCGAAGAUUCGACUGUUCGAACAGCUGUGGUGUCGGACCUUUUAGCUCGUUGCGGUGUGGCCUACACGCAUCUGUACGCUGCUACGCCAGCUGAUCGCAAGCUGAAGCCCGACGAUCCCAGCUGGCUUCUUCCAAAGGGUGUCCUCCAAAGAAACGAAGGCCUGCGUUGGCUACGGAACAAUGCACAGCAGCUGCAUCCCAGCGGCAUAGUCUACUUUGCUGACGACGACAACACCUACGAUCUACGUCUGUUUGACGAGAUGCGAAAGACCGUCAAAGUGUCUGUGUGGCCUGUGGGCUUGGUUGGAGGCUUGUUGGUCGAGCAGCCCAUAGUUAAGGAUGGCCGUGUUGUUGGCUGGAAUGCUCUCUGGAAGCCGUACAGGCGCUAUCCUCUGGACAUGGCGGGUUUCGCUGUAGCCCUGCGACUUCUCCUUGACAACCCCAGUGCCCAGUUCCGGCUUCGGCUACCCCGUGGCCAGCAGGAGUCUUACCUGCUGAAGCAGCUCGUGUCAGGACCAGAGGAGUUGGAGCCUCGAGCUGGGAACUGCACUCAGGUUCUCGUGUGGCACACUCGCACCGAGAAGCCUAAGCUAGAUCAGGAACGACGCCUCAGCAAGACAGGACACGCUAAACAACCAAAGCAGGCCGCUGCAAAGCAACGGCCGCAGGAAUGACCGUGCGAGUGUGCCUUGUGGAUGGAUGGAUGAAAAAACUUUAUAAAGGUCCUUCGGAACCGCCUCCACGUUCGAACAGAAACACCAAGUCUCUCUGCUGCGUCACGGGCCCGUUGGACUGCCCACAGCUGUUCCUUGAGUCCAGGGCUACCAAUGCAGCAGCCUCCCAUUUGAACGGCGUGAUGCCUUCACCACCGCGUAACGUGGGGCACCGUUAGAGCAUAUGUUCUAAGCAUGCUGUAUCCGUGCAUAAUGAACACGCAUUAUUAGUUGGAUGUAUCUUCGGAUAAAUCCUGUGCAAUAGUGUUGGGGUUAGGGUACGCCCCGACCUGAAGUAGUGCGAGUGUCAGAACCUGUGCUCUGCUUAACUUUCUGCGUGGCGGAGUGUACCAUCUCUGCCCCAGGUAAAUGUGUUUCGUGCCAUGUGGAGCGACCAAAGUUUUUGUGUGUGAAAGCAAUGGAAUGUGCGGGAUACCCUAUUGACGAGCCUCUGUGCUUGACUGGGCGCUUGGACUAUCGUCACACUCGAUCACUUCUGGCAACACAUACUUCAGCAGUUGAUACUAGUCCAACUGAACUUUACUUUAGCGUCACAGUUUCUCUUGUAAUGAGAACGCUGGCAUCACUGUUGGGGGAAAAGGUGUGCAUACUCAUUCAUUUUUGUGGGACUGCAAGCGCUAGCAGUAUCUGGCCUUCGUGGUCAUUGCUAGCAGCAUUCAACAUGUACGGAAAUUGUGAAUGUAUUGUGCCAAGCAUGCUUGUUGCAUAGUAGAGUAAGAAAUCCAGGCAGUGGCAUAGGUGUUAGCAGGGUUCUGCUUUAGGGGGGCGAAGUCUCACCGCAGCCUCCUGUUGGUCGACUCCGAAAGAAAACGAGCUUCACGAAGGAUGCAGUAGUGAAAAUGAAGUGACGACGUGCUUCUUGCAAUGGCCUGCCUCUGGUCCCCGGCUUUCUGGGCGUAAACGUGGGAAGUAAACAGUUGUUGGAAUGCAACAUCAGUAGUAGUUCUCAGCAGCCGUUAUCGACAAAAACCUGCAUAGCCAUAACACUGCAUAUUGAACAAUGACUGGACAGGUUAAACUGAGUAAGGGUAUGGGACAGGCUUGGCAUCCCCCAUCCCCAUCCCCAUGCACAAGCCUAUGGGCAAUAGUGUUAUAUGAAACUGUCACAUGCUUGAAAAUUGUAACGUCAUGCCUGGUGUUGCUCUAGUGCUUUCUGGUAUGACACUUAAAACAAGAGUGCAUAGAUGCACGACUAUGGCAUUCACAUGUAGCUGCACAAGGUUUUGAACAGUGGAGAGGAGGAUCAACUUAAGCAUGCCAGCAAUGCGUUCCUUCAUUAAUAAACAAACAUUUUGGGCAAGCAAAGAUGCUCCUUGCACU
Molecule: messenger RNA, 2604 nt
Organism: Rhipicephalus sanguineus (brown dog tick)
Lineage: Eukaryota; Metazoa; Arthropoda; Arachnida; Ixodida; Ixodidae
Product: galactosylgalactosylxylosylprotein 3-beta-glucuronosyltransferase 3
Exons: 6
Coding region: 202-1224 (340 amino acids)
Biological process (GO): carbohydrate metabolic process; chondroitin sulfate proteoglycan biosynthetic process
Cellular component (GO): Golgi membrane
Molecular function (GO): galactosylgalactosylxylosylprotein 3-beta-glucuronosyltransferase activity
Source: RefSeq, a predicted model, not a curated record